AUGAGUUCAAAAUCUCAUGUUGGAACAUGUAUGUCAAUGUGUCCAGCAUCAGAGCUUAAUGAACGCAGAAACGAAUGGUUCGAAAUUAACCCAGUAACUCUUAAAUAUAGUCCAGAAUUCGCAAUUAAAAAAUUUCAUCGUAGUGAUGCGGGCAAAAGCUUCGAUCAAUCUGAUAUCAGGCCGUUGCCUGUACUAAAGAAAACUCUAGAUCACAUCAUUGAUGUCGUAAUUGGCAAGUUAACUGGCUUAAAAGAGGGCGCAACGGAAUGGAACAUGGCUAUAUUCGUACGCGACCGUUUCAGAGCUAUUAGACAAGAUAUUACAUUCCAGAACUUGAAAGGCAUUGAAAUUAUCGAUAUAUUAGAAAAAAUUGCAAUAUUUUUCAUUUUUUGUGCAGUAAAGUUCCAAGAAGAGCCAGAAUUCGAUCCCUUCCAAAACUUCGAGCAAAUUUCUCAAACACUCAUAUCAUUAGACGAACAAUACGACUUAUAUUUCAAACAAACAGGAAAACAUCCUCAAAAUGAGGCAGAAUUCAGAGCAGCUCACAUACUUUUGUAUAUUACCACGAAUUUAUUCACUACGAAGCUUACAGUACUUUCUAACUACGUUCUUGAGUCUGCAGCGAUGAAAUUCGUUUUAGAUUUGAGAUCUGCUUACAAUAUGCAGAAUAUCCACAAAUACGUAGCGAAAGCAUUAUCAGCACCCCUCCACAUUAUGUGUGCUGCAAUUGCAAGUGCAAAAGACCUUUGGACAGAAUCUCUUUAUUCAUUUCGAGCUUCUUUCAAAUAUCUACCAAUGCGUCCUGAAUUCUUUACUACACAGAUGUUCAUGACGCCCUCGCAAUUCGAGAAAUGGGCUCCAUACAUGAAUUUCGAAACAAUUGACGCAGGAAUUCGAUUUAAGAAAGAUUCACUGCCAAAUAUUAUUAAAGAUGUCAAGGCAAUUAUACCAAAAAAGAUAAAUUUGGUCGUUCAAGGAAUUAAUUUCGUUGAUAUUUUCACGAUUUCGUCUUCUGGUAAUCCUCCACCGAUUUACAUGAAACCUGAUACAUUUGCUAAUGCUGCUGAAACUCAAGUUCCAUCUUCUCCUGAAGUUCAAGAGUCAGAAGAAAAAUCAUCACAAGAAUCAACGGAAGAAACUAAUGAAUCACAGGAAACAAGCUCUAAUGAAGAAGAAACAGAAGCUCAAGAACCAGAAAGUGAAAAAACUUUACCAGAAGAACCAAAAAUUCCAAUUCAACCUGCACCUCUAAAAGUAGAGCCUGAAAAGCCAGUAAUUGCAACUCCAAGGAUCAUUACACCGCCAGAGAUAUCUAGUGUCCCACUAAACCCAUUCGCAAAUACAGUAUUAGAAUUUAAGAGGACAAAAAUCAUUCCAGCAGCACUUUCCAUAGAAAGUAUUAUUCCCAAAGAUAUUCCAGAGAAUUGUUUCGCUACAGUUGGUGUCUCUGCCGGUGAUAAUUCUCCAUCAUCUCUAUUUGCCAUAGAAAGAUUCAGAACUGAUGGGACAAUCAUAUUCUGUGACCACAUAAAUAUAGGUAAAUCGACCAUAUAUUUACUCAUUGUCCGUCAAGACUUCAUCUUUACGGACUUUGAACUUGGAUCUCAUUUAAUUUGCGAAUCUAAUGCAGUUAUUGACAACGAAAACACUCCAAUAAUAAGAUUUAACUGCAAUGAAACACCUUCACCAUACUUUACAUUCGAUAGUUGCCUUAGAAAAGCGAUUUCUCUUGCAAUUAAAGAAAUUGUUCCUUUAGAUCUAUCGUCUGUAUUAAUCAAUGAAGGAUUUAAGUAUAGGGACUUCCAGUAUGAUGCAUUUAAGCGCGUAUUUGCAGAUGCCCUUCUUUCAAACAGUUUCAGAAAAUAUCUUGUUCCUUACGACCACAAAUUGAUAUCUAGGAACGAUCUUUGGAACUUCACAAACGCUCUUAAGUUCUCUUCACCCGAAUACACCAAUUUCGGAAUUCCUCCUUUUAUUGUUCCGAUUGAUUCCAAAUUUGAUGCUGAACAAUUCUGCAUGAAUCUUUCUUCGGAAAUUACGAAGAGUACAGUUGUUGACGGAAAUGGUGAAAGUAGUAUGGAUAUGCUUCUCGCUGAAUUUUGCGAAGGAUUGUAUUAA
Molecule: messenger RNA, 2118 nt
Organism: Trichomonas vaginalis G3
Lineage: Eukaryota; Parabasalia; Trichomonadida; Trichomonadidae
Product: mRNA transport
Exons: 1
Coding region: 1-2118 (705 amino acids)
Biological process (GO): mRNA export from nucleus
Cellular component (GO): nucleus; cytoplasm; transcription export complex 2
Source: RefSeq, a predicted model, not a curated record